Aspergillus ochraceoroseus IBT 24754 is the source of this 1524-nucleotide messenger RNA. RefSeq lists its product as uncharacterized. The coding region runs from base 65 to 1177 and encodes 370 amino acids. The transcript has a single exon. Lineage: Eukaryota; Fungi; Ascomycota; Eurotiomycetes; Eurotiales; Aspergillaceae. The record is from RefSeq and is a predicted model, not a curated record.
UGCCACGGGCACUCUCGCCCCUUCAUACUAGAUACCCUUAAUAUCCAACCCCCCAGAUAGCCAGAUGGCUCCCUCACAAAAGUCCAGUUCAGCUCUGCAAGCUACCAGGACCCAAACAUCCUCAGCAGCAACUGCCGGAACCAUAACAAUCAACCCCGACUUCACAAACCCAUCCUUUGACCCCGUCGACUUCCUCAACGAUGUCCUCCCCCCGCUGACGCUGGCGUCCUCACAAACACAAUCAUAUUCCCACACUUCACGAGGAGGAAACGGAAAAACACCUGUGAACCUUGCAGACCUCUCUUCCCGCGUUCAGUCUGUUCUCUCCCAAGCCAACGCCCUGAAUAUUCGACAGUCUAAUACCCUCACACAACUCACGGAUGAAAUCCUCCGCAGUGGGAGCAGGCUUGCAUACGAGGUUGAGAUUCUACGGGGCGAGACAAUAGGUCUCUCUGAUACAUUGACAGAUGGACUCCGAGAAGAAAUGGCGCGGUUUAGCAACGCCAAAUCUACCACUACCACUACCACAACCACCACUACAAGUACAGCACCAACAACCAUGAUCGAGAAAGAAAGCAACAACGGCGACGAUGACAACGAUGAUAACACCGAAGAGCCCCCCAUCGAAGCAGAAUACAUUACCAAACUACGCACCCUGAACGCUGUCCGCGCUCACCUUGACGACGUCGUCCAAACCUUCGGCGACGCAAUGGAAUGGCCUCUCCCGCCCUCGGAAACCUCUCUCGCGUCCUCAUUUAUCUCCGUUUCCGCGCCGGAUUCCGGGCCCGAUAGCCACAGCCGCGAAGAAAAGGGUCAGGAAGUCGCGAAGAAACUACGAACGGAAAUAGCGACACUCCUCGGUUCAGAUGACGCCGUUGCUGGAUUAGAGGCCGCAACGGACCGGAUUGAAGCGUUGCGGGUGCUUGCGACGGUGUGGAAGGGGACAGCCGAGGAGAAGGCGCGGAAUCGGAUUGUGGAUGGGUUAGCGAAGAUGGUGGACGAUAAGAGGAGGAGGGUAUUGGAUGCGCAGGGGGGUUCGUCAUCAUCGGCUUAUUUACAGGCACAGCCGGCGCACGGGGUUUCUGGGAGGGGACACCAGAGGCAGGAGAGCGAGGGACCUGGAGGAGGGAUAUUUAAGAAUCUGCAGCGGUUACGGGAAGAAAUUUAUUUGGAGUAAUUCGGUUGAUAUAUGUUUCCUCCUCCCUUAUAUCCCAUGGGUUUAAUAGAUCAUUAUCAACUGUCCUAGGCCUGUAGACUUGGUAAUCAUCGAUUGCAAAGUAUGAAGGGUCCAAAUCCGUAUCGUGGCAUUUCAUUUGGCGAACGGAAGCAAGUCACGGCAAGGAACUCUGGAUGAUCAAUCCCACCAAUGAAUGAAACAGGGAUGCAAACUGGAUGACGCGGCCAUGAGGAAGUUCUGUGCGAAGGCUUAUGUUCUCAGAGUUAAGAUCUUUAUUUAUACUUGGUGUAACUGGAAGAAAGAAGGGAUUCUUGAGGUGGAGAGAAUCAUAGGUUAAUUAAGAAAAG